Messenger RNA from Pongo pygmaeus (Bornean orangutan), 5788 nucleotides. It is a transcript of the gene TRABD, whose product is annotated as TraB domain containing. The transcript has 10 exons. The coding region runs from base 3582 to 4712 and encodes 376 amino acids. Lineage: Eukaryota; Metazoa; Chordata; Mammalia; Primates; Hominidae. The record is from RefSeq and is a predicted model, not a curated record.
CCCUCCAAGUUUGUCAUUUCUACAACCCCCAGGUCUGACCAGUUUGGAACCUGGGCUUUCUGAGCCGGUCUAGUGGGUUGGUUGAGAGAUGGGGGUUUUUCUGGGAACUGCAUUUGGUGCUAGCCAGCUUUUGGUCUGCACUAGGAAGCUAGGCUGGAGUCUGGGAGGCAGUUUCUAGUGGGGUGAAGGGGAUAAGAUGGGUGUCUUAGCUCUAGCUGCUGUAACAAAACAUCACAGACCAGGAAACUUUAAAAAACAACAGGCUGGGCCAGGUGCGGUGGUUCACGCCUGUAAUCCCAGCAGUUUGGGAGGCCGAGGUGGGCGGAUCACGAGGUCAGGAGAUGGAGACCAUCCUGGCUAACACGGUGAAACCCCGUCUCUACUAAAAAUACAAAAAUUAGCUGGGUGUCUUGGUGUGCACCUGUAAUCCCAGCUACUCAGGAGGCUGAGGCAGGAGAAUCACUUGGACCUCGGGGUGGGGGAGGUUGCAGUGAGCCGAGAUCACGCCACCGCUCUCCAGCCUGGGUGACAGAGUGACACUCCGUCUCAAAUAAAAAAAAAAAAAUGAGGUCUCACUAAGUUUCCCAGGCUGGUCUUAAACUCCAGACCUCAGACAGUUCUCCUACCUCAGCCUCUCCUGAGUAGCUGAGGCUGUGAGCGAGUAGGCUCCUCCCGCCAUGCCUCACUGGUGCUGGGAAAAAACAGAAAUUUAUUUUCUCACAGAGUUCUAGGGGCCGGACGUCCCAGAUCAAAGGUGCUGGUUCCUGGUUGCCAUGCGGCCUCCUGGCUUGUAGAUGGGCCCCCUCUCGCGGCGUCCUUACCCCGGGGAGCGAGAGCUGCGUGGCGUCUCUUCCAGGAGUACUAACCCCAUUAUGAGGGCUAUGCACUCAUGACCUCAUCUGAACCUGAUCACCUCCCGGAGGCCCCGCCUUCUAAUACCUUCAUAGUGGGAGUUAGGGCUCUAACCUCUGGGUUUUGGGAGACAGUUCAGUCUGUAGCAGUGGGACCUGAGCAGGCAGGUGGGAUGUGCUGUCUGAGGCAGCCGUGGAGCCUGACGCUCCCACUGGAUGUCACGUCCUGGGACAGAAGCCCUGCGGGACAUUUUGGAUGCAGACAGCCGUCUCUGACGCCAAAGGACUGUAGAUGCCGCUCUGAUUUUGUGUCCUAGGGCCACACACCGCAGGCAGAGCCCUAACGGAUGGGCUUUUGCACACAACAGAUGUCCUCCUGGGGCUCUUGGAAAUUCUCAGUCUGCACAGAGGAUCCUGGUUUCCAAAGCCAGAUAUCCCUUUUUACAGAUGAGGGACAGUGCUUGGAGAACAAGUGUCUUCAGAGGCAGUGUCUAGGGUCUCCUGAAAUCGGGCUGCUAAGUCUUUUCUUGCCCUGUGGGUCUCCACCCUGUUCUCUGCCUUUGGGACAGAUCGUGCUGCGGCAGAGAAGCUUGAGGCCGAGGCUGACCGCUAAAGCAGCGUCUGAAUGUGGCUUGUGCUUGCAGCCCAGAGAGGGCCUCCUGUGUGGGGCAGAUGGGAUGCUGGCCCUGGAGGCAGGUUCCCACCUUAAACGGGGGCUCCUGCCCAGAGCAUCCUGCCCAGGGCAGCGCUGGAGUGUGAGACCCUGUCUGCCGGCUACCCAUGCUCAGGAGGCAUGUCCCACAAAUCGUGUUCAGCACCCACCCCAGUCCUGCUCGGUGGACAUCUGUGCGGGGCAGGGAGAGUGAAGCACAGCUGGUCUGAUACAAGUGUCUGGCUUCCUGCCAGGCUGCACCACUUCCCAGCGGGUUGGCCUCGCGGGUAACAAGGCCAGAAGCCACUGCAAGGCUCCCUGGGGCAGUGCCAGCACUGGGGAUUUGGGAAGGAGAGGUGUCUGUCCCCUGGGAGGGGCAGCCAGGGUCUGCUGGUCUCUGCUGAUGGGCCUGAGUAUAUCUGAAAAAGACAGGUAGGAAGGGGGUGGCUGCAGUGUGCACUGGCCGGACCCCAGCUGAUGCUCUGCUGGGACCCAGAGUGGGUGGCUGCAGUGUGCGCUGGCCGGACCCCAGGUGAUGCACUGCUGGGACCCAGAGUUGUGGGGGUGGGAACCAGGUGGGUGGUUCUUCAGACAUUGCCUCUGAAGACACUUCAGAGUCCAGGCUCAGCAUCUGUGACUUUCGGGCCAGGGCCUUUUGCUCACCGCUAGGCAGCUGGGGAGAGGCUCUGGGCCCAGCCGUAAAUGUCUGAGAGCACAGCUGCCUGGGAGCAGGCUAGAGGGAGGAGGGCUGGUAACCUGAAAUCACACCCUACAGCUCUCCAGGGGUCUCGGCGAGGAGGGAGAGUGUUGGGACUGUAAGGGUGACUGUCAGAGACGUCCCCCAGAAUCACGGGCUUUAGGUGCUGGGGGGGCCUCAGUGACCUUCCUGCCUGGCCCCCUGCGGGCAGCACGCCUCUGCUGAGAGGCUGCAGGGGCCAGGGCUGGGGGCUGGCACUGCCUCUGGUGGUGCUGCUGUCGUCCUGCUCAAGGCUUGGCUGCCGGCCCAGGAAGGCUUCUCUGUACGCCCACCCCAUGGCACGACUGGGGUCAGGACCGGCGCCUGCUGCUGCACCGAGACCCUGCCCUGUCCAUGGCCACAGGCGUACCCUGGGCCGGCCUCAGAGGCGUGUCUGGCCAGGCUGGGUGGAGGGUGGGGGCUGACCACAGACCUGGGGCUGCCACACCCAUGGGGGAAGGGCUGUGGCGACGUGGGCGCCUCCCGUUGGCUGGGCAGACACAGCCUCCCUCCCGGCUGCACAGGAGUUUCUUUAAGGAGUUUCCCCUGUGUGCCUCGGCAGCCUUGCGCUGCUGUAAUAGUCCCAACUUCCGUGUGAGUUUCCCCUGUGUGCCUCGGCAGUCUUGUGCUGCUCCUAAGAGUCCCGGCUUUUGUGUGCAGCUAGACCCAGGGAGGCGGCCGUCCCCCGGAUGGGGUGCUUGUCUGGGCUGGCUGGCCUGGCGGCUGCUCACAACAACUUCCAGUGGGUUCUGGUCGGGUUGCAUUGUGGAGUUUUCACCUACAAAAGGGGAAGGAGGUGGCCCAAGGGGCCGGGGCCUGGCCUUGCUCUGACCGGUGCCAGCAGCACUUCCUGGAUGUGCCAACCGUUAAGACGCCCAGGCCAGGGUUGGGUCCAGACUCAAACCCAGGUGGAAAGGAGUGGGACCCCCUGCCAAGGCUGUGAGGCCCCAUAGGGGAGCCUGUGGGGUGGGCUCCCCUCGCCCUCUGCAGAGGCUCAAGGCCCCUGGGGACAUGAGGACUGGGUUCCCAGGCCAGCCUGGUGUUUAUCAGCUAUCUCCUUAGUCUCAGCUGACCUCCCCUGACACGGCCCCGUUACACCACCCGCCCCAAGCCAGGCCAGUUCCUCUCCCAGAAGCCCCGGCUGUCAGAGAAGAGGGCAAGGUGGGCUGCCUUCUUCUCGAUCAGCUUCAGAUGGGGCCUCUGGUUGCACUGAGACAGGCCUCUUCCCCUGCUCAGAGCCAUCCCUGCUCCCCCAGCCCCUGAGCUGCCCUCCUAGACACUGCACGGAGAGCUCCUUCCUGUUCACAGACUCCCCAGCGGUGCAGGAAGCCACCGCCCAGCCAUGGACCGGGAGGAGCAGCAGCCGCCGCGUGAGGCCGACGUGGAACCUGUUGUGCCGUCAGAGGCUUCAGAGCCAGUGCCCAGGGUGCUUUCUGGAGACCCCCAGAACCUGUCCGACGUGGACGCCUUCAACCUGCUCCUGGAGAUGAAGCUGAAGCGGCGGCGUCAGCGGCCCAACCUGCCGCGCACUGUGACGCAGUUGGUGGCUGAGGACGGGAGCAGGGUGUACGUGGUGGGGACAGCCCAUUUUAGCGACGACAGCAAGAGGGACGUUGUGAAGACCAUCCGGGAGGUACAGCCUGACGUGGUGGUCGUGGAGCUCUGCCAAUACCGUGUGUCCAUGCUGAAGAUGGACGAGAGCACGCUGCUGCGGGAGGCCCAGGAGCUCAGCCUGGAGAAGCUGCAGCAGGCCGUGAGGCAGAACGGGCUCAUGUCAGGGCUGAUGCAGAUGCUGCUGCUGAAGGUGUCUGCGCACAUCACCGAGCAGCUGGGCAUGGCCCCGGGCGGCGAGUUCAGGGAGGCCUUCAAGGAGGCCAGCAAGGUGCCUUUCUGCAAGUUCCACCUGGGUGACCGGCCCAUCCCCGUCACCUUCAAGAGGGCCAUCGCUGCGCUCUCCUUCUGGCAGAAGGUCAGGCUGGCUUGGGGCCUGUGCUUCCUGUCAGACCCCAUCAGCAAGGAUGACGUGGAACGCUGCAAACAGAAGGACCUACUGGAGCAGAUGAUGGCCGAGAUGAUUGGCGAGUUCCCGGACCUGCACCGCACCAUCGUCUCGGAGCGCGACGUCUACCUGACCUACAUGCUGCGCCAGGCCGCCCGGCGGCUCGAGCUGCCUCGGGCCUCUGAUGCCGAGCCCAGGAAGUGCGUCCCCUCCGUGGUCGUGGGCGUCGUGGGCAUGGGCCACGUGCCUGGCAUCGAGAAGAACUGGAGCACCGACCUCAACAUCCAGGAGAUCAUGACCGUGCCCCCGCCGUCCGUCUCUGGCAGAGUGUCUCGGUUGGCCGUGAAGGCCGCCUUCUUCGGCCUGCUGGGCUACAGCCUGUACUGGAUGGGCCGCCGCACCGCGAGCCUGGUCCUGUCGCUGCCCGCCGCGCAGUACUGCCUGCAGAGGGUGACCGAGGCCCGGCACAAGUAGGAGACUGCUCCCCGCCCACUCGGGCCCCUGAGGAGCCAGUGCCCCCGUGGCACUUCUGGGUGCCAGGUGCAUCCUAGCCCGCCCGCGGCCCCUGCCACCCCCCAUGGGGGUCUGGGCCCGGCCUCGCCUGCCCUCCUGGGCCAGUCACCCCUCCCCCAGCCCACCCAAAUAAAGGAUUAUUUAGCUGUCUGAGCUCAGGCCUCCCAGCAGCCCCUCCCCUCCCACACUGCAGGGGCCGUUCACCGGCUUCUGGACAAGACGCCCAGCUCCGAGGGGGCAGGGGCUUGUAGGAGGGGCCGAGGCGUGCGCUGCCCUCUCAGCCCUGGUGGCGGGCAGGGGACAAUGGCCACUGUCCCUACCUCACUGUGCCUUCCUGUGCUCCGGCCACGGGAGCGUCGGCCCAGGGGCGGCUCCUGGGGGCUCCAGGGCAGGCGAGACUGGGAAAGUCCCAGCCCUCGAGCUCCAGCCGACCCCACCGUGCCCCUGGCAUCCUGGCCCCGGCUGCCACCUCCCCGGCACCGUCUGCCUGCAGGGAUUCUGUGUUUUUGGCUUUUUUAAUGUCUAAAAAUCUUUUACUCAGGUAAUUUUAAUUUCAAAGAGAAAAACUGAAGUAAAUGUCAAAAAACACCAGCCUUAAAUCCAGAGAGACAGAACUCGUGUUCUUGGGUCUGUCCCGAGUGGUCUCGCGUGCGGCCAAACAUCAGCUCUGGGUCCAGACCUGGCCUCAACUGGGAGCCUGUGUCCUGAGCCUCCGGAGCGAAGGGGUGCCUGGGACGUCUUGGCCCUCUGUGGGCAGACAAUGUGUGCACCUAUGUGGAAAGCCAAGGACAUGGGCUGUGGCCAGGCCUGCCCCGCUCAGGCCCCCUGCCCGGUGGCCGUUUGUGUGCAGGGCCUCCCUCCUGGCUGUCCAGGACAUGGCCCGUGCAGCCCCAGCCUGGACCCAGGCCAUCUCUGGUUGUGUCUGUGCCGACUCAGUGUUGAAUCAAAUCAGGUGUGCGUCAGGAGCCGGCAGUGUCCUUCCUGCCACACUCGGGGAUUCAUUCCUUAGAAACUGAAAUAAAUUCUAAUUUUGGAAA